AUGGCCGGAGACAACAACAAAACUUACGUAUCCAACGGAGAAGUGCUUGAAGGACCACCGGUCUCCGUUCGCAUUUCGCGCUUCUUUGAGUCUGUCUACGUCUUUUUCGGUCUUUAUUUCACGAGUCUUCUCUCGUUCGACCCGUACACCGCCGCCCAGAACUCGCAAUUCAACGUUGCCCGCCGAGGAGACAGGUUGGGAGGCUAUAGCGGAAGUGGCGCAGGAGGUCCCGGUGGUCCUGGAGGCCCUGGGCCGAGAAGAAUAGGACGGGUUGGACGGGUAGAUGAUAUUCGCGACCCGGAGUGUGCUCCUUGCCGGGGAGGAUGUUGA
Molecule: messenger RNA, 330 nt
Organism: Aspergillus chevalieri
Lineage: Eukaryota; Fungi; Ascomycota; Eurotiomycetes; Eurotiales; Aspergillaceae
Exons: 3
Coding region: 1-330 (109 amino acids)
Source: RefSeq, a predicted model, not a curated record